CGGCUCUCUCUCCCGUCCAGAUCGCGCUCAAAACCGCUCGGACCCGGAGCCAUGAUGAAGAGGAGGUUGCUGCUGGUGUCCAACUCCACUCUGCACGGCGGGGGGUACCUGGACCACUGCCAGCAGCACAUUCAGCACUUUUUCGGAAAGCAGGUGCAGAGGAUCCUCUUCGUCCCGUACGCGUUGCACGACCGAGACUCUUAUGCCAAGCUGGUCCGUGACAAGUUCCGAAGUUUGGGCUAUGAAGUGGACAGUAUACACGAGGCUGCCGACCCCCUGCAGGCGGUGAGGAAGGCGCAGGGGAUCUUUAUAGGGGGCGGCAAUACGUUCCGUUUGCUGAAAACGCUGUACGACCAUAACUUGAUGUCAGAGAUCAAGAGGCGUGUGUUGGUGGAGGGGCUUCCUUACAUGGGCUCCAGUGCAGGAACAAACGUGUCCACUGUGAGCAUCCACACCACCAACGACAUGCCCAUCGUUUACCCUCCGACACUGGCUGCCAUUGGGCUGCUUCCAUUUAAUAUCAAUCCCCACUACUUGGAUCCUGACCCCAACAGCAAGCAUAUGGGGGAGACUCGAGAGCAGCGCAUUGUUCAGUAUCACGAGGAGCCGGACACACCCCGCGUGCUGGGCCUAAGAGAGGGGUCCAUGCUGCUGGUGGAAGGGGAGAAGGCCACACUGUUGGGCAGCACCGGUGCACGCCUCUUCACCAGAGGACAAGCGCCUGCGGAAUACACACCGGGGAGUGACCUCAGCUUCCUACUGACCGAACAAAAGUGAGCCGAAAUCGCACACCAAGUUGUCAGUUUACGUGCAUAACUGAUACAACGCAGACAAAAUAACGUGCCGGGUUGCAGCCCUUGCUUUGGCACUUCCGUUAAAGUUUUUGGCAAACCUUAUUAAAUGCAGUCAUUUCAUUUUGCAUUUCCUAAAUGUUUCAAUAAAGGCUAGUCCAGUGCAGAGUCGUGGUGGUUCAGAGCCUGCUGCUGAAGCAUAGGGUGCAACAGUACGCUCUGGAAUGGACACCAGUCCAUCACAGCACAUGCACACACACGGUUACUCAGUUACAUUAAGGGCAAUGGAGAGUCAGCACAUCACCUGAAACCCAAGUUUUGUACUGUUGGAGGGAACUUCACAUGGAGUGGGCCAGAUUUGAACCCACAUCUGAACACAGCGCAGGAGCUUUGU
Molecule: messenger RNA, 1185 nt
Organism: Scleropages formosus (Asian bonytongue)
Lineage: Eukaryota; Metazoa; Chordata; Actinopteri; Osteoglossiformes; Osteoglossidae
Product: alpha-aspartyl dipeptidase
Exons: 8
Coding region: 52-777 (241 amino acids)
Biological process (GO): proteolysis
Molecular function (GO): serine-type peptidase activity
Source: RefSeq, a predicted model, not a curated record